Strongylocentrotus purpuratus (purple sea urchin) is the source of this 4320-nucleotide messenger RNA. RefSeq lists its product as uncharacterized. Lineage: Eukaryota; Metazoa; Echinodermata; Echinoidea; Camarodonta; Strongylocentrotidae. The transcript is spliced from 3 exons. The record is from RefSeq and is a predicted model, not a curated record. Gene Ontology annotation, biological process: DNA integration. Gene Ontology annotation, molecular function: nucleic acid binding. The coding region runs from base 1 to 4320 and encodes 1439 amino acids.
AUGCCUACAACAGGCGAACAUGAGACAGCCGCUCAGCAGCAGCCCGAUGGCAAUGUCGAGCAGAACGGGACGGGUGACCAGUCGCCUACGCAGCUAGCGACGGGUCGCACUCAGCAGAGAGUGUCAGCACCGCCUCCCGUGAGCGGGAUACGACCACCACCCCAAUUGACUAUAAAUCGCGGAGUGAUUGAGGGGUGGAAAACAUGGCGUCAGAUGUGGACGAACUACAGCGUGGUAGCACAUCUGGAUCGCCAAGCAUCAGUGUACCAGACGGCAUUGUUUUUGCAUACAAUCGGCCCGUUGGGACUAGAAAUAUACAACAGUUUUGUUUUCGCUAAUGCCAAUGGGGAAACUAGCAACCUGGAUGAGAUAAUAGAGGCAUUUGAACGGUACGCUGUCGGUGAGAAGAAUGAAACCUACGAGAGAUACCUCUUCAAUAAACGGCAACAAGAACCAGGUGAGAGUUUUGAGUCAUUUCUUGCCAAUCUCAGAUCUCUCGCCAAAUCAUGUAAUUUCUGUAAAUGCAUGACAGACAGCCUCCUCCGGGACAAGAUAGUGCUGGGCACCAAUGAUGCGCAGACGAGGAAGCAACUACUACAAGAAAGGAAACUGACACUCGGUGGCUGCAUCGACAUCUGUAAGAGCGCAGAGACAGCUGAAUCGCACCUCAAAGCUUUCAGUGAGGCCGGUAGCAGCAGAUCAGCGGCUCAUAUCCAUAAGAUCCGGCCAAGCUUUAAGAAAGGAAAGCAGAGCGGUGGACCAAAAAGAGAUAACAGCAAGCGCAGCACUGGCAAAGCAGCAAAAUCUCAAUGCAAGUACUGUGGCAGGGAGCACCCGAGGGACAAAAACAAAUGUCCAGCCUACGGACAAACCUGCAAGGCAUGUGGAAAGCAAAACCACUUCGCCAAUGUGUGCAUGCUGAGCAAACGAAUGCACCAAGUAAAUGAUCCAGCCGACAGUGACUCGAGCACCGAGUAUAUAGACAAUGUCACAAUCACCAUCAACACCGUUAAACCGAGAGAUGAGGUGUAUGCCAGAAUGAUGAUCAAUGAGAAAGCAGUAGACUUCCAGGUGGAUAGCGGGGCUAGUGCCAACAUCCUGCCAUUGAGACACCUGGAAGGGGCUGACUACGUCCUGAAACCUAGCAAGAAAAAGCUCAUGAUGUGGAACGAAAUCACAAUGGCCAUCGAAGGCGUCAGCAGGGUCAAGAUGCUAAACCCCAAGACGAAGCAGAAAUAUUCGGUGGAAUUCAUAGUGGUGGACAAGGACUUCACACCGUUGUUGGGAAGCACAGUCAGCCAGCAUUUGAAGCUCAUCACGGUCAAUAAUGAGAACUUCAUAAGAGUUCACGCAGCUUCCAGCCAGAAAGACAAGGCAUGCAAGCCUGAAGAACGCUAUGCAGAAGUCUUUGAUGGAGAGCUGGGAGAGAUGCCUGGAGAGGUCAACCUGCAAGUGGAUAAAGAGGUGCAGCCCACCAUCUUACCUCCAAGAAGACUACCCCAUGCAAUCAAACAAAAAGUGAAAGCAGAGUUGGAUCGCAUGGUUGACCGUGAAGUGAUCGCGAAGGUGACAAAACCGACGAGUUGGGUCAGCCAACUAGUGGUGGCUGAGAAAAAGAAUGGUGACCUUAGGAUAUGCAUUGAUCCACGGCCACUGAACAAGGCACUCAAACGCGAGCACUACCCUCUACCUAUAGUUGAGGAUAUCUUGCCAGAUCUCAACCAAGCAAAGAUCUUCAGCAAGCUUGAUAUGAGUUCUGCAUUCUGGCAAGUGAAACUUGAUGAGCCCUCAAGCCACCUGACGACAUUCAACACGCCCUUUGGCCGCUACCGAUGGCGCCGUUUACCAUUCGGUACAAGUGCCUCAUCAGAAAUCUUCCAGCAAAGAUUGCAUCAAGCACUUGAAGGACUGCCAGGGGUGAUUUGCGUAGCAGACGAUAUCCUUGUGUAUGGGAAAGGGACAACGAUGGAAGAAGCAAUCAUCGACCACGACUCAAAGCUUGAGCAAUUGUUCCAGCGAUGUGUUGAACAACACAUCAAGCUCAACAAGGAGAAGUCCGUGUUCAGAGCAACUGAGAUUCCUUUCCUAGGACAUGUCGUCACAAGUGCAGGACUACAGCCUGAUCCAAAGAAGGUUGCUGAUGUCCUCAAAAUGCCAAAUCCCUCUGACGUACAAGGCGUGCAGAGGUUAGUGGGAUUUGUGAACUACCUAAGCAGAUUCUUGCCCAGUCUGUCCGAUACGCUAGAACCCAUCAGACAGCUGACACGCCCAGACAUAGCAUGGGAAUGGUCUACAGAGCAAGCCAACGCAAUGUCAAAGAUCAAAAGAAUGGUUUCAGAAGCACCACUCUUGGCCUACUACAACCCUAAGGAAGAGCUAACCAUCCAAUGCGACGCAAGCAACAAGGGUUUGGGAGCAGCACUUCUGCAGAAUGGACGCCCCAUAGCGUAUGCCAGUAGAUCCUUGACCGACACAGAAUCGCGGUACGCCUCAAUUGAGAAGGAAAUGCUAGCUGUAGUGUUUUCAAUGGAGCGUUUUCAUCAAUACACCUUUGGUCGAUUUACUAGCGUUGUGAGCGACCACAAGCCGCUUGAAAUGAUCAUAAAGAAGCCGCUGGUGAAGGCUCCGAAACGCCUUCAGGGGAUGCUCCUCCGUCUUCAAAAAUAUCAUUUUGAUAUCAGCUAUCAACAAGGAAAGCUCAUGUAUCUCGCAGAUACCUUGUCGCGGGUAGUUGGUGGUGAUCCAAGCGAAGUGAAUUUCUUUGAAGAAGUGAAUAUGGUAGCACAUUUACCUAUCCGAGAUGAGCGCCUUCAGCAAAUUCGUGAGCAGACCGCUGCAGAUCAAGUACUUCAGAAGCUCAAGAGCGUCAUCGUCAGCGGGUGGCCGAAUGACCGGCACACUCUGCCUGAGGAGCUAACACCAUAUUUCGGUUACAGAGAUGAACUAGCAGUUCAUGAUGGUCUAAUCUUCAAAGGAGAGCGUGUGAUAAUUCCAAUAAGCCUUCGCAGGGAGAUGAAGGAAAAGAUCCACUCAUCCCAUCUGGGCAUGGAAGGGUGUCUUCGACGUGCUCGCGAAUCAAUCUUUUGGCCUGGUAUGGCUAGUGAAAUCAAGCAGUUUAUCGCGACAUGUGAUGUAUGCCGAUCAUACGAAGUCAAGCAACAAAAGGAGCCUCUGAUGGCUCAUGAUCUGCCUCAAAGGCCAUGGGAAAAAAUAGGCACAGAUCUUUUCUCAUUGAAGGGAAAAGAUUACAUGGUAACCGUCGAUUACUACAGCAACUUCUUUGAAGUUGACCGAUUGGAUAACACAAGUAGCCAAUUGGUGAUUCGAAAGCUCAAAGCACACUUCGCGAGAUAUGGAAGCCCUACGCAAGUCGUUAGCGACAACGGGCCCCAGUAUACAUCAGCCGUGUUUCGGCAGUUCGCAAGUGAAUGGGAUUUCGAGCAUCUCUGCAGUAGUCCUGGUAACAGCAGAGCCAAUGGAAAGGCAGAAUCCGCAGUCAAAACAGCAAAACGCAUCAUCAUGAAGAGUGAUAAGUCGCGGUCCGAUACUUACCUUGCAUUGUUGGAUCACCGCAAUACACCUUCGCAAGGUCUGGAUACAAGUCCGGCCCAACGACUUAUGAAUCGCCGUACACGCACGCUCUUGCCUACUUCAGCGAGUCUACUCGAGCCAAGGGUAAUACGUGAACGUGAGAAGAUGCAAUUACGUAUCGCAAAGCAAGCGUACAACUACAACAAAUCUGCAAAAGAUUUGACCCCACUGCAGGAAGGUGACACCGUGCGAAUGCAACCUCUUGUCCAGGGGCAAAAGAACUGGGAAAGAGCAAUCGUGAAGCGACGCUUGGAUGAGCGUUCCUACGUUGUCGAAACGCCCUCCGGCAUCUACCGUCGCAAUCGUGUACACUUGCGUCAAACACCUGAAAAUCCUCCUGAUGAAACAACCACGAGCAGCAACGAAACCGCGGAAAUUCAACACGCAAAUGACCACAAUGCAACACCUGAUGAAACUGAAGCGCGGCCUGCCCCUCAGGCAAGCCAAUCAAAUGACAUUGAACUAGCGCCGAAAACUCGUUCAGGGCGUACGGUCAAACGUCCAAACUAUCUGAAGGACUAUGUUACUCAAAAUGUGGCCUCAAGAACUGAACAUAGACAUAUUGCAGAGUCUGACAUAGGACAUGUAGAAGAACUAACAUAUCUUAAGCGUGAGAACUGGAAGCUGAGAACCAAAAUUCAACUAGAAAGUGAGAUACGAUCAGCAGAGCGGAAGAAGAAAGCAGAGACACAUCAAUGGAGCUCCUGGAAAACAAGCUCAGAGUGGUAA